AUGGCAGCAACAGCCGCUCAAGUUCGACUUCCUCCGGGAAGCAUACCCCUUGUUACAGUUCCAACACCCUCUGCCGACCCAAAUGAUCCCCUAAACUGGAGCAUGGCCCGAAAGGUCAUCAACACGACCUUUGUCCUAGCUGUCACUGUGGCAGUUUUUGCUGCGCUGGUUACACCCUUCCUGAUAACGAUGCAGACCAUCUUCUGGCAGCAAAUGACGGUAGACAUGAAUGUGUCGUUCGACCAGCUCAACUGGGGCGUGGCAUUCAACUCUGCUGGCCUCGCCGUCGGGUGCCUCCUCUUCAUACCGUUAUCCAAGAAAUACGGCCGUCGCCUUACCUACGUCGUCUCUACUGGUAUCAUGGCGGCUUGCGCGUGGUGGAGUUCGCAGAUGUCGAGUCCGGUGGAGUUGUACUUGACCAACUUUAUCUUUGGUCUGGCUGGAUCGACGAAUGAGGCCAUCUCGGAGAUGACUAUUGCAGAUCUAUUCUUUAUCAACCAGCGUGGCACAGUCAAUGGCUUCUACGUCAUCGCCGUCAUGUUGGGCAACUUUAUCGCGCCUACGAUUGCGGGCGUACAAGCUUCUUCUCAAGGUUGGCGGUGGUCCUACAAGACCUGCGCCAUUGUCCUCACAGUCCUGUUUGUCCUCUUUACCUUUUUCUAUGAAGAAACCAAGUAUAUCCCUAUAUCCAUUGGGAGCACUGAGAACGUCAGUGUCAACCAAGACAGCCUGGAGAGGCUCGACAAGAACUUGCAACCGGAUGCCAAGACUGCUCAGCCUGCAGCCGACUUGGAAUACAACUCCUCCCUAGCGACAGUUCCUCUUCCCAACUCGUAUAGACAGCGCAUGCGCUUCUUGACAAGGACCGAGGAACCGCUCUGGCGCAACUACACGACACCCUUCAAGAUUGGCAUGUUCCCCCACGUCCUUUACACGGGGAUUCAGUGCGCAAACUGCAUUCUGUUUCUCGUCCUGCUCUCAACCAUUAACUCGAUUGCCUUUUCGAGACCGCCGUACAGCUUCAACACGGCUGGAGUCGGUCUAAUGCUGCUGGGGCCCUUUGUCGGUAACCUCAUUGGAAGCAUCUACGGCGGUUUGCUUGGUGAUUGGCUCAUUGUGCGGCUUGCUAGGCGGAAUGGCGGCAUCUUUGAGCCUGAGAUGAGACUGUACAUUCUUGGAUUACCGGCGCUUUCGAUGGGGGCUGGGCUUGUUGUCUAUGGAGUUACCGUUGACCGUGGUCUUCACUGGAUUUACCCCAGCAUCGGCGGCGCCCUCUUCGCCUUUGGGGUGGGAUCUAUAAUGGAUGUCAGCUGCACCAUUGUCAUUGACGCCUACCAAAGUGUCACGGCAGAGGCUUUCGUCUUCAUCACAUUUGUCCGCAACAUAGCCUGCGUCGGCCUUCCGUUUGGGGUCGUCCCGUGGAUGAACACCAUGAGCCUCACAAAGAUCUUUGUCAUAAGUGGAUGCAUCAACACGGCCCUCGCUCUGCUGUUCAUCCCGCUCAUGGUUUGGGGGAGGCGUAUUCGGGUUGCCAUGGCGCCCAAGUACGAAGCUUUGCUGGCUCAGGUUGGCGGCGUGAACCGUGCCUGAAAAAUGCCGUGGGAAGUCAAGACUUAUUCUCCGAGUGAAUUCUCCUGUCACUAUCAUAGAUUGUAUCGAAUUACUGGUAGUCACACGUUCUGGUGGGCUAAGGAAUCAACCAAUGCCCAGAGCUUCACUGCAUUGUUAAAUCAACACAUUAUUGGCCUCUCCG
This is a messenger RNA of Fusarium vanettenii 77-13-4, 1753 nucleotides long. RefSeq lists its product as uncharacterized. Bases 1 to 1590 code for a protein of 529 amino acids. Lineage: Eukaryota; Fungi; Ascomycota; Sordariomycetes; Hypocreales; Nectriaceae. Gene Ontology annotation, molecular function: transmembrane transporter activity. The record is from RefSeq and is a predicted model, not a curated record. The transcript has 7 exons. Gene Ontology annotation, biological process: transmembrane transport.